AAUUUUAUCAAAGUAUCAAACUUGGCCACUUUUUAAUUUUGAGCUCCAAUAUCUUAAGAAUCCAUUGUGCUAUAAUAAAGAUAGAUUUGCUAUUCCCUAGAAAUGAUCCAAACUAUUAUUUUGUUACAGCAUGCAAGACGACAGCAUAGAAGCUUCUACGUCCAUAUCUCAACUUCUAAGAGAAAGCUAUUUAGCAGAAACCAGACACAGAGGCAACAAUGAGAGGAGUAGAGCAGAGCCUUCCUCUAACCCUUUCCAUUUUGGCAGUCCUUCUGGGGCUGCGGAAGGAGGAGGAGGCCAAGAUGACCUUCCAGAUCUUUCAGCCUUUCUGAGCCAAGAAGAAUUAGAUGAAAGCGUCAACCUGGCAAGGCUGGCCAUUAACCACGACCCUUUGGAGAAGGCAGAGGAUGCUCAAGCUAGAAAACGUCUGUCUUCUGAUCAGUUGAAACUGUCACCUAAGUCAAGUUUUGAGCCUAACUUCUGCCAAGAUAACUCUCCAAGUCCUUCCAGUUCUAAAGAGAGCUCUCAGGAGACAAAACGGCCCCAGUAUAGUUCUGAAAGCCAGUCCAAAAAAGUGUUCCUCAAUAAGGCUGCUGAUUUCAUAGAGGAGCUGUCCUCCCUGUUCAAGGCCCAUAGCUCCAAAAGGAUUCGACCCCGUGCCUGCAAGAACCACAAGAGUAAGCUGGACUCUCAGCACAAAGUGGCUCAGGAAAGCAGCCCCAGAGAGAGAGCGUCUGUUCCCAUCCCCAUCCCUGCGGACACGAGGGACAACGAGGUCAACCACGCCUUGGAACAGCAGGAAGCGCAGAGGCGCGCAGCUGAGCAGGAGGCGGCUGCGGGGGACACCACUCCGGGGUCCUCCCCUUCAUCUCUAUACUUUGAGGAGCCUCUCGGGCAGCCCCCCCGCUUCACCCAAAAGUUACGGAGCAGGGAAGUGCCCGAAGGAACCCGGGUACAGUUGGACUGCAUAGUGGUAGGAAUUCCGCCACCACAAAUAAGGUGGUACUGUGAAGGCAAGGAACUUGAAAAUUCCCCAGACAUUCACAUCAUACAGGCAGGAAACCUGCACUCGCUGACCAUUGCUGAAGCCUUCGAAGAGGACACGGGACGCUAUUCCUGCUUUGCUUCUAACAUCUAUGGAACAGAUUCAACUUCUGCUGAGAUUUACAUAGAAGGAGUUUCUUCUUCUGAUUCAGAAGGGGACCCUAACAAGGAAGAAAUGCAUAGAAUCCAGAAGACAAAUGAGGUGUCGUUACCUCCCACUACCUCUGCAAGCAUUCCUCCAUCAGUGCCCCAAGCCCAGCCACUGGUGGCCCAGCCCAGAGUAUCGACCAUCCAGCAGUGUCAGAGCCCCACCAACUACUUGCAAGGAUUGGAUGGAAAACCUAUCAUCGCAGCUCCAGUGUUCACGAAGAUGCUGCAGAACUUGUCGGCCUCCGAGGGCCAGCUGGUUGUCUUUGAGUGCAGAGUCAAAGGAGCUCCGUCCCCUAAAGUGGAGUGGUACAGGGAAGGGACCCUGAUAGAAGAUUCUCCUGAUUUUAGGAUUUUACAGAAGAAACCUCGAUCCAUGGCAGAACCAGAGGAGAUCUGCACCUUGGUCAUCGCGGAGGUAUUUGCGGAAGAUUCUGGGUGCUUCACGUGCACUGCCAGCAACAAAUACGGCACGGUGUCGAGCAUCGCGCAGCUGGACGUGAGAGGAAAUGAAGACCUCAGCAAUAACAGGGCUCUUCACUCGGCCAGCUCCACCACCAACCUGGCUGCAACUGAACGACAGCCGUCCCCCCCCAACCCAGAGCCUCCUUCUAUGGAACAAACCCCCAAACCCAAACUUGAAGGGGUACUGGUGAACCAUAAUGAGCCCCGGUCCAGCUCCAGGAUUGGGCUCCGUGUGCACUUCAACCUGCCUGAAGAUGACAAAGAAAGCAAAGCCUCCUCUGAAGGUGGAAGGGCAACUGCCAACCAGGCCAGGCCCAAUUCUUUCCCUGAGAGGCUCAAUGGACAGGGAUCCAAAAUUCUGGAGCCUUCCUCACCCAUCAAAGAGCCCCCUCCAGUUCUGGCCAAACCCAAACUUGACUCUUCCCAGUUACAGCAGCUUCACAACCAAGUGUUGCUGGAACAGCAGCAGCUGCAGAACCUGUCCCCUUUGUCACCUAAGGAGCUUCCCUUCACCGUGAGUGUUCUGAACUCCCCAGCCAGCCCGGCUGUGACCGUCUCCAGCAAGCAGGUGAAGGGCCCUGCAUCACAGACGCUCAGCCUGGCCCGACCGAAGCAGUUCUUCCCCUCCACCAGUGCCACCAUGGCCACCGUGUCCCCAUCCGGCUCUCCCGUGUUCACCUUGAGCAGCACUCCUCAGACAAUUCAGAGGACAGUGAGCAAAGAAAGCCUGUUACUUUCCCACCCCCCUGUGCAAACCAAAUCUCCAGGUGGGGUUUCCAUCCAAAAUGAGACACUCCCUCCAGGCCUGGCAGAGCCAGCACCGCCACCACUCUCGUUUUCCAUCCCCAGCGCAAACCAGUUUCAGCCUCACUGUGUAUCCCCGACUCCUGUCUCUCCCACCAGCCGGAUUCAGAACCCAGUGGCUUUCCUCAGUUCCGUCCUGCCUUCUCUCCCUGUCGUCCCACCAACCAAUGCCAUGGGACUGCCCAAGAGUGCACCAUCUGUACCAUCCCAAGGACUAAUGAAGAAAAACACAAAGUCUCCUCAACCAGUGAGUGAUGAUUAUAUUCGUGAAACUAAGAAUGCAGUGAUUCUAGACUUGGGGAAGAAAAUGAGUUUCAGCGAUGUCAGAUCAAACCAGCAGGAAUACAAAAUUUCAAGCUUUGAACAGAGGCUGAUGAAUGAAAUAGAGUUUCGCCUGGAACGCACACCCGUUGAUGAAUCAGAUGAUGAAAUCCAACAUGACGAGAUCCCCACGGGCAAGUGUAUUGCUCCCAUCUUUGACAAAAGACUCAAGCACUUCCGGGUUACAGAAGGGUCUCCAGUCACCUUCACCUGCAAAAUUGUUGGGAUACCUGUUCCAAAGGUUUACUGGUUCAAAGAUGGGAAGCAGAUUUCUAAGAGAAAUGAGCACUGCAGAAUGAGACGAGAAGGCGAUGGGACAUGCUCUCUGCACCUUGAAUCCACCACCAGUGAUGACGAUGGCAACUACACCAUCAUGGCAGCCAACCCCCAGGGAAGAAUCAGCUGUUCUGGCCAUUUGAUGGUACAGAGUUUGCCCAUUCGCAGCCGACUUACCCCUGCCGGUCAGUCUCACAGGGGAAGGUCCCGAGUGCAAGAAAGAGACAAGGAGCCCCUACAGGAACGCUUUUUCCGACCACAUUUCCUGCAGGCUCCUGGGGAUAUGGUGGCUCACGAGGGGCGCCUCUGUCGGCUGGACUGUAAGGUGAGUGGCUUACCACCCCCAGAACUGACAUGGCUACUCAAUGGCCAACCUGUGCUACCAGACGCCUCCCAUAAGAUGCUGGUCAGGGAGACAGGAGUCCACUCUCUACUCAUUGACCCGCUCACCCAACGCGAUGCAGGGACCUAUACGUGCGUGGCUACCAACAAAACCGGGCAGAAUUCCUUUAGUCUGGAGCUCACUGUAGUAGCCAAAGAAGUGAAGAAAGCGCCUGUGAUCCUGGAGAAACUGCAGAACAGUGGUGUUCCUGAGGGCCACCCAGUGAGGCUGGAGUGCCGUGUGAUAGGCAUGCCACCGCCCGUGUUCUACUGGAAGAAAGACAACGAGACCAUCCCCUUUACCAGAGAGAGGAUCAGUAUGCACCAGGAUGCAACAGGGUAUGUCUGCCUCCUCAUUCAGCCAGCCAAGAAAUCAGACGCUGGAUGGUACACGUUGUCAGCCAAGAAUGAAGCUGGCAUCGUGUCGUGCACAGCGAGGUUGGAUAUAUAUGCUCAGUGGCACCAGCAGAUUCCGCCACCCAUGUCCAUCCGGCCCAGCGGCAGUCGCUACGGAUCUCUCACCAGUAAAGGACUUGACAUUUUUUCUGCCUUUUCUUCCAUGGAAAGCACAAUGGUGUAUUCGUGCUCUUCUCGCAGUGUAGUGGAGAGCGAUGAACUUUAAGGAUGUCUGGGUGCCUGCUGCGUGAGGGGGCGGACUGUGGAGGGGGGAGGAGUUCAAGCAGACACAGUGGUUUCCAAGCAACUGGAUUUGAGUGAGUUCCCAUACUGCUGGACCUGUGGCAAGAAGUGCUUUGAAUAAGAUGGCUGGGGACUCUUACCUGCUCUGCUGGGGAGAGCAACAGGGCUUUGCCUCAAAGAUUCUAACAGAAAUGUGAGCAGACAAUACACAUGAACCAAAGAUAUAAUACCUCUGCCAUCCACUGCUUUGGGGGAAAGCUAGUAUGAUCAAACCCCAUGAGCAGCAACUAGGGGCCAUAAGCCGGGGCUCAGAGAAGCCAGACAGUAGUGAUCUUAGGCUAGAACUACUUUAUCCAACAAUGCAAAGGAAAAAGGAGGGGAGGUCACCAUUGCGUCUCAUGGAUUACACCCAUAGCAGUAGUUUUGGGGAAUUCAUUAAGUCAGCUUCACUGAGCAUUAGUACAACUCAUACAUGUGGUAUUUGCAUACUCUGGGUGUAUUGAGCUAUAUAAUAAGGUAUAAAAAAUGUGCUUGAGAUAAAAAAUUCUCCGAAACACUCAAUAUUGCACAGUACACUUAUUCUAACGUCAAAAACAGGGCCCCACCAUCCUAACCACUCUAUUUUCUUUCUGACGGUGACUAAUUUUUCUUCUUGACUUUGCACAUCCCUUGAGAACUAAAGGGCUGUUAAUAAACCAAUCAGAAAAAAAAUCUGCAGGGUCACAUUAGAAAUAACCAGCUUCUUGGAGUGCCAGUGACUCAUGCCUGUAAUCCUAGCUUCUUGAGAGGCUGAGAUUGGGAAGGUUAACAAUGUGAGGCCAGCCUGGGCAAAUAGUUCAUGAGACCUCCA
This is a messenger RNA of Castor canadensis (American beaver), 4927 nucleotides long. The record is from RefSeq and is a predicted model, not a curated record. NCBI's taxonomy places the organism in Eukaryota, Metazoa, Chordata, Mammalia, Rodentia, Castoridae.